GGGAUCCUCAGCACCGGGCAGCUCCGGGAUUUGCUUCAAGAUGAACCGAAGCUGGACCGGAUCGUACGGCUCAGCAGGAAGUUCCAGGGUCUACAGCUGGAGCGAGAGGCAUGCUUGGCCUCUAACUAUGCACUGGCCAAGGAGAAUCUAGCCUUGCGGCCCCGCCUGGAGAUGGGCCGAACUGCCCUGGCCAUCAAGUACCAAGAGCUUCGAGAGGUGGCAGAGAACUGUGCUGACAAGCUGCAGAGACUAGAAGAGAGCAUGCAUCGCUGGAGCCCCCAUUGUGCCCUGGGCUGGCUGCAGGCUGAGCUGGAAGAGGCUGAGCAGGAGGCUGAGGUGCAGAUGGAACGGCUGUUGCUGGGCGAGCAGAGCCUGGAGGUCUUCCUCCCAGCCUUCCAGCGGGGCCGCGCCCUGGCUCACCUGAGACGCACCCAGGCGGAGAAGUUACAGGAGCUGCUGCGGCGUCGGGAGCGCUCUGCCCAGCCGGCUCCCCCUACUGCUGCUGCUGCUGCCAACGACGCCCCCAAACCCUUUCCUGCUGCAGCCGUCCUGCCCACUGGGGCCUCCCGGGGGCCACCUCCAUCCGUACCCCGGAGCCUGCCCCCCUUGGACUCCCGCCCAGUGCCCCCACUGAAGGGCUCCCCCGGGUGCCCCCUUGGCCCAGCCCCUCUGCUGAGCCCUAGGCCCUCUCAGCCUGAACCCCCACAUCGGUAGGAGUCAGGGUGUGGCCCCCCAGCGGGGGUCCAGACAAACUUGAUCGGUGGCUCCUCCCCCCCCCCCCCUGUCUGGGGGGGGG
Messenger RNA from Nannospalax galili (Upper Galilee mountains blind mole rat), 796 nucleotides. RefSeq names its product VPS37D subunit of ESCRT-I (gene Vps37d). The annotation marks the transcript as partial. Gene Ontology annotation, biological process: protein targeting to membrane; ubiquitin-dependent protein catabolic process via the multivesicular body sorting pathway; protein targeting to vacuole. Gene Ontology annotation, cellular component: ESCRT I complex. The transcript is spliced from 4 exons. NCBI's taxonomy places the organism in Eukaryota, Metazoa, Chordata, Mammalia, Rodentia, Spalacidae. The record is from RefSeq and is a predicted model, not a curated record.